CACAUGACUUCCUCACCACCGGGUUCUGCGAGCAGCAGCAGCGGUCGGUCCACCGGGACCCACGGCCACUGUAGCGGCGGUGGGUCGCUUUGCGUCACGCGGCGCUUCGUCUCCUGCUGGUGUCACAUGACCGCGAGCUCCACACAUUUGCGGAAGGAAGCAGUCGACGCGACCGCCGCGUCGAAAGGGUCCGUGCGCCGCACGGGAGUGCGGGGAGGUGUGAAGUUCCGAUCCAGAUGGAACGUGGACCGAGACGCCGGCACGGGACGCGCGCGCGAUAAUAACGCACAUGGAGUGCACGGCCUGAAUGUGAAACCGCAGUGAAGCAGGACUGGGGCUUCUGGAAUCAGGAUGAAGUGCUUGCUCAUAGCCAGUGAGAGUGCCGAGGUGCUCUUCCACUGGACCGACCCAGACUUUCAGCAGAGCAUCCAGGAGCAGUAUGGCUCGUCCCAGGAGGAGGGCCAGGGGCUUCCUGCGUUCGAGGACAGCAUCAGCACCCUGUUCGCUCCCAUCGUCAUCUCCUGCAGCACCAUGAUGGACCGGCUGGGCGACGGCUACACCUCCUUCACCGCCGAAAACAACCACCUCUACAUUCUACACCAGGUCGACGAGUGCGUCUACAUCGCCGUGAACGGGGACGGCGAGGAGGGCGAGGACGACCUGAGGAGGAAGAUCUACGUGAUGAAGAAGCUGAUCGAGGUGCUGUUCGGCAUGGUGACCCUCAGCAGCCCCCUCCUCAGGAAAGAGCUGCGGCCGCAGGACACGGAGCGACGGGCGCGGCUGUGGAAGCAUCUGCAGGGCCUGCUGGACACCUACUGCCGCCUCAGGGACAGCGACCAGAGCUUCUUAGUGGAGGCCGUGGAGCGGCUCAUCCACCCCACGCUGUGCGAGCAGUGCAUCGAGUUCCUGGAGCGGCGCCUGGUCCAGCAGCUCAACAGCAGCGCGGAGCGCGCGGGCGAGGAGGUGCUGCACGCCUUCAUCCUGGUCCACACCAAGCUGCUGGCCUUCUACUCCAGCCGCAGCGCGAGCGCACUGUCCACCUCGGACCUCCUGACCCUCAUCGUUAUGGCCCAGAACAUGUACCCCAGCAGCGCGGACCUGGACGACCCGGGCCCUGAGGACAUUGACAGCACAUCAGGUUCUGGUCAAGAGAGUUAUUACACGCCUGAACCCUCCCCCACAGACAACGACUCAAGCGAUUCAGACAAGCCACUUAUAGGAGGUACUCCCGUCUUUGAGUUCAUUGACCCAGAUGUGCAGAUGGCGGAGGACAGCCUGCAGACCCUGGAGGUGCCUCCGCCCGACCCCUCAACCCCGUGCAGAGUCUUCCUAGAGGUGUCGGGCAAAGACGGGCUGUAUCCCAUGAUGCCUCACUCCCUGUACUGUCUGCCACUGUGGCCUGGUAUCACACUAGUGCUGCUUGCCAAGGUUCCUACCAGUGCUGUGGCCAUGUCGGUGUAUACGUUUCUGGAGGCGUUCGCUAAGCUGGAGAAGCGUUUACACGAAGGCCACGAAGGCUCCGCAGCUACAAGAGGUCAACUGAGCGUGCAUGAGCUCCGCCACAAACUGGACAAAUUCAUUAAAGCCCUGGCACAGAGUGAGAUUCAGACGGCACAUUUGCAAAAUGUCUGGACCGAGUUCAAGAACCGAGCCUUUGCUAAAGGAGGACCUGGCCUCAGCAAAGGACUAAUCGGAUGGUGUAAAAAUAUGAAGACCCAGCUGUGUGGUAUCUACCGACAGUGUUUCCUCAUCGAGUCUGGGUCAGCCCACGUGCCUCGUCAUCUCUCCUCUGCACUGCAGGAGCGAGCCCAAACCAUGGUGCAAGACACACUGAUGGACUGGAAGGACUUCCUGUUGGUGAAAAGCAAGAGGAAUAUCACCAUGGUGUCUUACCUGGAGGACUUCCCAGGGCUCAUCCAUUUUAUCUGCGUGGACCGAUCCACCGGCCAAAUGAUUGCACCGUCCCUCAGCAUUACAGAACGCACCACGUCUGAGCUGGGGAAGGGGCCAGUGGCGCAGUUCAUCAAAAGCAAGGUGUGGAGUCUGGUCAAUACGACGCGACACUACCUCCGCAAGGGUUACUCCACGGUCACCCUGCGGGAUGGAGAUUUCUACUUCUGCUACUUUCUUUGGUUCGAAAAUGAAACUGGCUAUAAGCUGGAUGCAGGGGAGAUUCCCAUCCUUCCCGAUGACUCCGCCCCCAUCGGGAUGCUCGCCUGGAACUACUACAGGAAGCUGCUGCGCUACUACAGCAAGAAUCACCAGGGCGAGGUGGUGAAGUGCUACGAGCUGCUGACGGUUCACCUGGGGGUCAUCCCCACUGAGAUCAUCCUGCAGCACUGCAGACAGCUGGCGAGCAAACUGUGGGAGCCGUCGCGCAAUCCACUGCUGUGACCACACACGCACAACAACACGCUUCUUGUGCUGCCAAAAAAAGCUCUCUAGAUAUUUAAAGUGACAAUUUUUCAUUUUGUUGUCUGAGAUAAUUGUCUGAAGCACUUAAAUGAUCAAAGGCAGUAAAACCUCACUGUGCACUAUUAUUGCGCUUGAUGCCACACCUCCAUUGCUGUAGAUUAUAUGAAUAUAUUUGAAUUCUCAUUUAUGACAAUUUGUGAUAUUACUGAUAUUUUUUCAUUGUUUUUAAAUUUUGCAGCUGACUUUGCAGAAACUGUCCUUUUUUGCAGCCGAUGAUGUGAUACUGUACAACUUCUGGAGAAAAAACAAUAAAUAGCAGUAGUCUCACA
This is a messenger RNA of Betta splendens (Siamese fighting fish), 2744 nucleotides long. It is a transcript of the gene hps1, whose product is annotated as HPS1 biogenesis of lysosomal organelles complex 3 subunit 1. Gene Ontology annotation, molecular function: guanyl-nucleotide exchange factor activity. Lineage: Eukaryota; Metazoa; Chordata; Actinopteri; Anabantiformes; Osphronemidae. The transcript has 18 exons. The record is from RefSeq and is a predicted model, not a curated record. Gene Ontology annotation, cellular component: BLOC-3 complex. Bases 352 to 2394 code for a protein of 680 amino acids. Gene Ontology annotation, biological process: melanosome assembly; vesicle-mediated transport.